This is a messenger RNA of Prunus armeniaca (apricot), 201 nucleotides long. The record is from the annotation of a GenBank genome assembly. Lineage: Eukaryota; Viridiplantae; Streptophyta; Magnoliopsida; Rosales; Rosaceae.
AUGGCUCUCCAUAACUUCAUAAGAAUUCAUUCAAUGAUGGAUGUAGAGUUCCAACCAUAUGAUGAUGAUGAAGAGUUACUUCCCCAAACAGAUGAUGGAAGGACUAGUAUGGAAGAGACUAUUGUACAAGAAAAUGUAACCCGUGCACGAGAGAUGGAUGACGAACGCGAGACAAUUGCAAAUCUUCUUAUGUCUAUUUGA